Molecule: messenger RNA, 1311 nt
Organism: Trichoderma gamsii
Lineage: Eukaryota; Fungi; Ascomycota; Sordariomycetes; Hypocreales; Hypocreaceae
Exons: 1
Coding region: 1-1311 (436 amino acids)
Biological process (GO): regulation of DNA-templated transcription
Molecular function (GO): DNA-binding transcription factor activity, RNA polymerase II-specific; zinc ion binding
Source: RefSeq, a predicted model, not a curated record
AUGACUAAGGAGGCUGAUUACGACAUUCGCUCACAGUCGGCGCAGUUUCAGCGGCAAAGGGCGUGUAUCCCCUGCACUCAAGCAAAGCGACGCUGCGACAAGAGCCAGCCCUUUUGCCAGCGAUGCCUAAGUAAGCAAAUCAAAUGCCACUAUUCUUCGCGUCGUCUCUAUGCGCGCCGCAGAGGUGAUGCGUCUUCCAGUGCAGAAUCUACAGCUACAGCGUCGGAGCCUUCGCUAGUCUCGACAACAUCGCUGCUAUUCACCGAUGCCGGGAGUGAGGAUGGGAACAUAGAUGAGAAUCAGAACGGGAAUGAAAGCACUUGUCUGGAUGGCUUCGAUGUGGAUAAUCGCCAACUGUUUACUCGCCCUUGGUUUCUGAGGGCCGAAUUCUGGAUCAUCCACCAUCAAAACUUGCAUACGCCGCCCUUGAUCCGCGGUUCUGCUGUCCAGCAGUACAUUCGCUGCAUCAAGAAAUGGCUUCGGCAGUGGAUUGACUGCAACCAGUGCCCCCUCAUACACGCAUCCCUCUUUGUCGACACGGGAAUGCCACCAUGUCUUCAAGACGCAUAUGCUGCCAUCGCAGUCUAUGGCAACAAGAACGAACAAAACGAACAUGUAGUGAUGCAGCACAUCCAACACAAAGCUGAUGCGCUCUUGGCGGCGAAUUCCGAAAACAAAGAUCCGCUGGUUGACAUGUUUGUCUCCCCAACGCCGCUUUCUACCGGCCAACACCUGGCUAGAGUCUUGGCCUUGUUCAUCUAUCAGUUCAUCCGCCUCUUCGACGGCAACAUUCGCCAGCGAGCUUUGGCUGAGAAGGAGAUGCCUGUGCUGGAAGCAUGGACGGCACAGCUUUGGGAAUCAGUAAGCCUCGAUGUCACUCUACACAACACGUUCGGUGGAGAGUUCCUGGCCGUUGAAGACAAGAUAAACAUGGCCAAUCACUUGUGGCGCAACUGGAUCUUGAUGGAGAAUGUGCGCCGUGUCUGGAUGGUGGUCACCUACACUCAGUGCAUCUAUCUCCUCACCCGCGAUGGGACUGUUAGCUGUACCGGAACCAUUGAUUUCACGGCGCGAUGUGGUCUCUGGGACGCCACUUCUGCGGCGACCUGGAUGCGCAUGUUGGAGCAGAAAGAUCCCUUGCCUGUGGUGCCUCAUGAUUCAGAUUGGCUGCGUGAAGCAACGUCGAUCAAGGAUAUCGACAAGUUUAGUCUUGUAAGCCUGUGUUUGGGGCUGGAUUCGGACAAGAUGGAUGCUUGGAUUGCGAACACGACGAAUAUGCGUCUCGAGGCGUUGAUGGAUGCGUAUUCAUGA